This is a messenger RNA of Parascedosporium putredinis, 558 nucleotides long. Lineage: Eukaryota; Fungi; Ascomycota; Sordariomycetes; Microascales; Microascaceae. The record is from the annotation of a GenBank genome assembly.
AUGACGCCUGUUGGGUUCCACCACCUCGUCGAGCGACACCUCGUCCCACGCGUUCUCGUCGGGCGAGAACCCGUACUCCGCGAGCAGGAAAUCCCCACUAUGCCGCCCGUAGCAGAUGUACACCUCUUCCCCGGCGCCGUACUCCUCUCCGCCGCCACCGACAAGCCCAUGGACGAGAACCGCUCCUUGCACCCGCGCGCCGCGUGGUUCAGCAGAUCCGCCACCGGAAUCAACGCCAGACGAUCCCGCUGCGCCACGCCACCCCGCCGCCGCCGCCCCCGCAACCCGCGCCGACGGCGCCCCGCCCCCGUGGUCCCGCGCGGGGCCCGGCAGCAAAGGUCCCGCGCGCAGGGCCGGCGGGAAAAACGGGGUGCUGCGCCGGAGGUCCGCGAGGCGCGGGAAGGCGGCGCGCCAGGGAGCCGUGGGGUAGUCGUCGGUCGCGGCUUGCAGCGCGAGGGAGGCGGCGAGGAGGCCGUGGACGCUGAUGCGGGGAGCUUGCGCGUGAUGUGGGCGGGGACUUUUUCGCGCGUGUGGAAGGCGGCGAGGGGACUUGGAUGA